Messenger RNA from Cladophialophora psammophila CBS 110553, 1575 nucleotides. RefSeq names its product pyruvate kinase. The transcript is spliced from 7 exons. Lineage: Eukaryota; Fungi; Ascomycota; Eurotiomycetes; Chaetothyriales; Herpotrichiellaceae. Gene Ontology annotation, cellular component: cytoplasm. Gene Ontology annotation, biological process: glycolytic process. Gene Ontology annotation, molecular function: potassium ion binding; pyruvate kinase activity; magnesium ion binding. The record is from RefSeq and is a predicted model, not a curated record. Bases 1 to 1575 code for a protein of 524 amino acids.
AUGGGUGACGCUUUGGACCAUCUCGCCAAUCGCACUAAGCUGGAAUGGCAGUGCAACCUCAACAUCGACUACCAGCCCAAAAAGAACCACAGACGGACCAGUAUUAUCUGCACCAUUGGUCCAAAGACCAAUUCUGCUGACAAGAUUACCAUGCUGAGGAAGGCUGGUCUCAAUGUUGUCCGAAUGAACUUCUCUCACGGCUCAUACGAGUACCACCAAUCCGUCAUUGACAACACCAGAAAGUCGGCCAAAGACUAUCCAGGUCGCCCCGUUGCGAUCGCUCUCGAUACCAAAGGACCGGAGAUUCGGACAGGAAACACUCCUGGGGACGCAGACAUUGCCAUCAAGGCUGGCCUUGAACUGAAUAUCACUACUGACGACAAAUACCAGACCGCCAGCGACGACAAGAACCUGUACGUUGACUACAAGAAUAUUACCAAAGUGAUCGAUGUCGGCAAGUUGAUCUAUGUCGACGACGGCAUUCAAUCCUUUGAAGUCAUCAAGAUAGUCGAUGACAAGACCCUUCGCGUGCGGGCUCUCAACGAUGGGCAGAUCUCCUCCAGGAAGGGCGUCAACCUCCCCGGAACGGACGUUGACCUUCCCCCGUUGUCCAAGAAGGAUAUUGCCGACUUGGAGUUUGGUGUCAAAAAUGGGGUUGACAUGAUCUUCGCCUCGUUCAUCCGACGAGGAGAUGAUAUCAAGCAUAUUCGACGGGUCCUGGGUGAGAAGGGCAAGGAGAUCCAGAUCAUUGCAAAGAUUGAGAACCAACAGGGAAUGAACAACUUUGACGAGAUUCUCGCCGAUACUGACGGUGUCAUGGUCGCACGUGGCGACCUGGGCAUUGAAAUUCCGGCCGCAAAGGUGUUCAUUGCCCAAAAGAUGAUGAUCGCCAAGUGCAACAUGAAGGGCAAACCUGUCAUUUGCGCGACACAGAUGUUGGAGUCCAUGACCAAGAAUCCUCGACCUACCCGAGCCGAAGUUUCGGAUGUUGCCAAUGCUGUUCUCGACGGAGCGGACUGUGUGAUGCUGUCUGGUGAGACGGCCAAAGGUGAUUAUCCCAAGGAAGCCGUCACCAUGAUGCACGAAACUUGUUUGUUGGCCGAAGUUGCCAUCCCCUAUGCCAAUGUGUUCGAUGAGCUGAGGACGAGCUGCCCUCGUCCUAUUGAGACUGUGGAGUCGAUUGCGAUCUCUGCCGUGGGCGCAAGCAUGGAGCUGAACGCAGGCGCUAUUCUCGUCUUGACAACCAGCGGUUCUUCAGCGCGACUUCUAUCCAAAUACCGUCCAGUGUGUCCAAUCAUCAUGGUGACACGCAAUGCCAUUGCUUCGCGCUAUGCUCACCUGUAUCGUGGAGUGUACCCGUUCCUGUUCCCUGAAGCAAAGCCCGACUUCCGUGGAGUUGACUGGCAACAGGAUGUGGACAAGCGAUUGAAGUGGGGUAUUUCUCAGGCCAUCAAGCUUGGUGUUUUGGCCAAAGGUGACAGCGUUGUCUGCGUCCAAGGCUGGAGAGGUGGACAGGGUCACACCAAUACCAUUCGUGUUGUACCUGCGGAGGAAGACUUGGGUCUCAAGGAUUGA